Molecule: messenger RNA, 842 nt
Organism: Xiphophorus couchianus (Monterrey platyfish)
Lineage: Eukaryota; Metazoa; Chordata; Actinopteri; Cyprinodontiformes; Poeciliidae
Product: E3 ubiquitin/ISG15 ligase TRIM25-like
Exons: 1
Molecular function (GO): zinc ion binding
Source: RefSeq, a predicted model, not a curated record
GUGACACUCUUUUCAGGAACCUGAUAUUUACACCUGGCUCAAAUCAGUUGCUGUUGUUGGAAAGAGAAACUCAGUUAUUUUUGAGAGCUGAAAUGGCACAGAGAAGAGAUUCCCAAGACCAAGAUAACUUGUCUUGUUCCAUCUGCUUAGAUCUACUGAAGGAUCCGGUGACUAUUCCCUGUGGACACAGCUACUGUAUGAACUGUAUUAAAAUCUCCUGGGAUGGAUUAUAUCAGAGAAGAUUACACAGCUGCCCUCAGUGCAGAGAGCCAUUUAGGCAGAGACCUAUGUUGAAGAAAAACAUCAUGUUAGCAACGUUGGUUGAAAAUUUGAAAAAGAUAGUUGCUGCAGCUGAUCACUGUUAUGCUGGACCUGAAGAUGUGACCUGUGAUGUCUGCACUGGGAGGAAGAUGAAAGCUGUCAAGUCCUGCUUAACGUGUUCAGCUUCUUACUGUGGGGAUCACCUCCAACCUCACUAUUAUACUCCACCAUUAAAAAAGCACAAGCUGGUGCAUCCAUCCCAGAAGCUCCAGGAGAACAUCUGCUCUCAUCAUGAUGAGGUGAUGAAGAUCUUCUGUCUUACUGAUCAGCAGUGUAUCUGUUAUCUCUGCACUAUGAAUGAACAUAAAUACCAUGAAACAGUCCCAGCUGCAGCAGAAAGGGCUGAGAAGCAGAAGAAGCUCCACGAGAGUCGACAACAAAUCCAUCAGAGAAUCCAGGACCAAGAGAAAGAUGUGAAGCUGCUUCAACAGGAGGUGGAGGCCAUCAAUGUCUCUGCUGAUAAAGCAGUGGAGGACAGUGAGAAGAUCUUCACUGAGCUGAUCCGUCUCCUCCAGGAAAGA